Molecule: messenger RNA, 1700 nt
Organism: Drosophila elegans
Lineage: Eukaryota; Metazoa; Arthropoda; Insecta; Diptera; Drosophilidae
Product: probable tRNA (uracil-O(2)-)-methyltransferase
Exons: 2
Coding region: 69-1631 (520 amino acids)
Biological process (GO): tRNA methylation
Molecular function (GO): tRNA (uridine) methyltransferase activity
Source: RefSeq, a predicted model, not a curated record
UAGAAAAACCAAACCUUUGAACGUAUACUUGAUAUUCGUGACUUGUGCCACCUUUCGUUUUUGACACCAUGACACAAGUAGAAGAACCGCAGUUCUGGCAGGCAAUUGGAAUAUUGAUCAAAAACUAUCAUGCCUUGAAUAAAAAGAUAUUCGAAGUGGUAAUCACGAAAGUGGAGAAGCAGCAGGAUGGACAACUAAGUGAUUCCAGCGAAGAGGAACUGGGGAAGUGUCUCAAAGAGGACCCAAACCAUCGCACGUGCACUGGCUUUAAGAUUGGAUUCAAACUGCUGCCCAAGAAACUGCCGGAAAACAUCUUGGCCACCGGAACUGUAGACUUUGCAAAUUGUAAAUAUGAGUGCCAGUUUGCCAGCGAUGAUAUCGAAGACUUUUCGGUGCAGCUUCUUAAGGGAGAGCUUCUACUGAAUUCGAAACAGAACCAAAACUGGUUGGAAUAUGUGUUCAAACCGAAGCUCCUCAGCUGGUCCCAAUCGAAACAGGAUGAAUCAAAAGUGAAGUCAUUGGGCUUGGUGAAUGUGGAAAAGUACAAUGAUCUGUACAAGGAGUUGAAACGGAAGCAUUCCCAGCGACUUCUUGAGUACUGGAAAACCGCUCAAGAAUCCACGGAUCCGUUGAAGUUCAUCUACGAGGAUUUGGCCAUCGCCGCUUAUCUUAUUGUCCUAUGGAAUCAGACCCAAACAGAGCCCAAAGCUUUCGCGGAUUUGGGCUGCGGAAACGGGCUCCUAGUGCAUGUCCUCAAUGCCGAGGGCUACAAGGGAUAUGGUUACGAUAUAAGGAAGCGAAAGCUGUGGUCCCUCUAUCCGGAGGACACCCAGCAGAGCCUCAUCGAACAGGCAGUGGAGCCCAACAGCUUCCGCUUGGAUUUUCCAGAUGUAAAUUGGUUAAUUGGCAAUCACUCGGAUGAACUGUCUCCCUGGCUUCCGGUUUUGGCUGGCCGUUUGAGCACCAACUACUUCCUACUGCCCUGCUGCCCCUAUGAACUUUCGGGAGCCAAGUUCCGCAGACGAAACACCAAGAUUAGUGCCUACCAGGACUUUUUCAAAUACGUCACCCAGGUCUCUCAGGAGUGUGGCUUUGAGGUUCUACAAGACCGCCUAAAAAUACCCAGCACCAAACGCUUGGCUCUGCUGGGAAUCAAAAGGAACAGCACCAAGUCCAUUGCCGACUUGGAGUACUUUGUCCAAGAGGAGCUAGGAAAGUACAAAACAGGAGAAUUGGAAGUCAAACUGCGAGAGAAGGAGGAAAGCGUUCGCAACUGCACGCAGGUGGACAGAUCCAUCAUCGACGCUUUGGUGCUUAAGAUUUUUAAGCAGCUCCUCGCCUCCAACGACGAUAAAUGGUCAGGUCGCCUGCCCAUGCGAGAGAUUGCCAAGAGCCUCACUAAGGAAGAACUAAGUGGUAUUAAAUCCGAGUGCGGCGGCAUCAAAACUUUGCUGAGAAAUAAACACGAGGUAUUCGAGUUCUGCGGCGGGGAUCUCAUUGGGAUCAGAACUCCCAAGCCAACAGCUCUCCUCCAAUCCCGUCUGACAACCAAAAAGCGUAGUUGCUUCUUCAAGAUGCAUCACCCACUUGGAUGUCCUCUCGAGGAUGCAGAGUGCUCCUUCAUACACUAACCACGAUGGUUUUGUGUGUGGCCCAUGCUCACGUUUAUUGUUUGGAAUAUAAUAUAAAGAAAAGUGAAU